AGUCUCUGUUUAUUCAAACUCCAUAACAAAACUGAAACUUUUUAACGCUGCGUUCCCUUUAAGAGGUGCAGGGUGGAGCUGUACAGGAAGUGAAGUGUCAACGCCAGUCUAUCCAAAACAGAACCGAAGAGCGUCGAUUUGAUGAAUGACCAAAUAAAUAUUACAGCCCUACUCUGCUUCACAGUGCCUUCAAAAUAGAGACUCUGCUGCCAUCUGCUGGUCAGCUGGAGAACUGCAGCACUGGCGUCAUGGUGAAAGAUGUUUCGAAAGGUCAAGAAGCGGCACAGCAGCAGCAGCUCCCUGAGCAGUGAGAUCAGCACUAAAAGCAAGUCAGUAGAUUCCAGUUUGGGAGGCCUGUCUAGGUCAAGCACAGUCGCUAGCCUUGACACAGACUCCACCAAAAGCUCAGGCAACGCUGUGUCUGACACCUGUGCUGAGUUCAGAGUGAAGUAUGUGGGAGCCAUUGAGAAACUGCAUUUUGAUAUGAGCAAAACCCUACAGGAACCUCUAGACCUCAUCAGCUACAUCGAUGCUGCUCAGCAAGGUGGAAAGCUACCGUUUGUGCCUGGAGAUGAGGAGAUGAUUCUGGGAGUGUCCAAGUAUGGUGUUAAAGUGGCUUCAUUGGAUCAGUGUGAUGUACUUCACCGUCAUCCACUCUAUCUGAUAGUGCGUAUGCUUUGCUAUGAUGAUGGUCUGGGCGCAGGAAAAAACCUGCUAGCACUGAAAACUACUGAUGCAAAGCAGGAGGAGUGUAGCAUCUGGGUGUAUCAGUGCAGUAGUGCGGAACACGCCCAGGCCAUCUGCAAAGUGCUGUCUGCCUCCUUCGACUGUGCUCUGGUCUCAGAGAAGUCCUGAGGUGUCUUCACGAAGUCGGUUUGAAGUUGCCGUUUUAAACUCAUCUGAAAGAAAUGUUACCGUUUCAUUUUUAAGUGCUGGUGAUUGGUACUUGUACGGCUUGAGCGGGCGAUCAUCUCCGUCACAUGUUUACACCAUAGUCUUACCCAGCAUCCUCUGUUCCCGACGUCACCCAUAAGUCCAGCUAGCAGGUUUGGGCUACGUCUAUUUUUGUAACCUAAUUUAAUCUUAUUUAAUGUAAAUGUACAGUAACCUCAGUGCACUUUUCCAAGCAUGCACCAGUAAAUCUGUGAUUGUCUAGGACCUGGUGAGAUUUGUGUGAAGCACGGUACAAUGUUAGUGUGUAACGGGGAUUGUUCAUCAAGUAUGCUGUAAACCACAGACCCGUUGCACUCUGUAGAUGCAGGGUGUGAUGGGUGAUAUGACAAUCAGAACUGUUUGAAGGAUUACAGAGGAGUGGCCUGGUCCAGCUGGGAACGGAUCAGUUAAUGCGGUACAAUAAAACAGUGCAAAUGUAAUUUGAACAAGUGGCACAUUCUCAUUUAAACAAAUGCAAAUUUUGUGCACUGAAAAACUUAACAAAGACGCGUACACACUGCAUCUAAAUUGGGUUUGUAUCACAGUUUUAGGGUCACAGUUUCUGUGCGGUUCAGUGUGUGCUGUGUUCAGGGACCCUGACAUCCAGUGCGAGUCAGUUAUCACUAAUGUGUGAGAGACUUCUGUUCCGUAUACAUAUGAAAUGAUCAUUUAGAGGAUUUACUCGCAUUGAAAUGCGUUUUUCACUUCUGAAACUUUGCAGUGUGUACGUGACCAAAGUUUAAGCAUCUAUGGUAAACUGUGGUAAGUGGAAAGUUUAAUCCUGACUCUUUUUUUCAGCGGAACACAUGAUAUUUGUGUGUCCAUACAAUGGAAGUCAAUGGGGGGCAAUGUUGUUUUGUAACCAAAACAUUUCAUACAGAACUGAAAGUCAUACAGGAGUGUCAUGAGGGUGAAUAAAUGGCAAAAGAAUUGUCAUUUUUGGUUGAACUGCCCCUUUAAAGUAAAUGGUCAAAUUUACGUCAAAGGUUUUAAAUAUUACAUCUACCUUUAUCCAGUAGAUGGCAGUGUUUUCAGCCUAUUUAAAGUGGAAGUUCACUCAAAAAUGAAAAUUCUUUCAUCAUUUACGCACUCUCUUGUCAUUUCAAACCUG
Molecule: messenger RNA, 2044 nt
Organism: Triplophysa rosa
Lineage: Eukaryota; Metazoa; Chordata; Actinopteri; Cypriniformes; Nemacheilidae
Gene: itgb1bp1
Product: integrin beta 1 binding protein 1
Exons: 7
Coding region: 259-855 (198 amino acids)
Biological process (GO): negative regulation of substrate adhesion-dependent cell spreading; negative regulation of focal adhesion assembly
Cellular component (GO): ruffle; lamellipodium; cell periphery
Molecular function (GO): integrin binding
Source: RefSeq, a predicted model, not a curated record